AUGUUAUAAUCUUGUAAUAAUGUAACCACUAGUUUACAAUAUAAGUAAGUGGUUGAAAAGUAUUAACAUUUUUUAGAUGAGAGGGCUAAACUAAAGUAAAGAUCAGAAGAUAAAUUAAGCAUUGCUGUCAAAAGAAUAUAUUUAAACUCUUUAUUACCUUCAUUAUAAUCAGAUCAUUAUUAACAGACAAAUAGAAUUAGUCAAAGACUGUGUACUUUAUAAAAAGAAUAGUAUUCUUAAUUUAAAUAGGAAUCUAUAGAUUAAAUAACCAAUAAUAUUUAAAAAUCAAUAGUCACUCCUAAUUCAAAUUAUGUUAGUUAAUUUAAGCAUCGGAAAUCAUAAUCAAAUUUAGAUGGUUCUCAUUUGUAAGGAUUUCUUAAUGGACUUUAUAAAUGUGAUAAAUUAGAACAUCAUUCUAGACAUAUUUCAAUAAAAGACUUAAAUUAGAAAUAAAGAAAAUAAUCUGAUGAAUGUUAAGAAAAUCAUAUUCAUUUACCAUCUUUAUAAUAACCAUAGAAUGAAUUAAGUAAACAUAUUAAUAAGAAAAAUACAUCAAAAAAGGUUUCACAUGAAGAAAUCUUAUAUACUAAUAGAUGGGAAAGAGAUAGAGGUAAUAAUGUUGUGAGAAUUGAUAGAUUAUAAGUAGAUUAAUUAACAAAUGAUAUUUUUGAUUAUAUCUUAUCUUAAGAUAUAAUCAAAAUGUAUUUUGAAAACAUAAAUCUUAAUUAAUUACAAAAUAUAUUAUAAGAAUUACUUAAAGGGGUUUAUUAUGAAAAUGUAAUUAAUUUUGAAUAAAUGAUUUCAUAUUUUACUACUCUUUAAUUCUCUUAUUUAGAAAUCUUUUAUAUUAAAUAUGCAAUAGCUUAAGCAUUAAUUAAAGCCAAUUACAACUAUCUCUUUAUUGAAAGAGCUCUCAAUUAAUUUGAAGAGUAUAGAUAUUUAAUAUAAAAACCUAUUCCUUUUAUUACUAAACUUUUUGAUAAUAUAUUCUAUUCAAGCAUAGCCAAAGAUCUAAUUUUGAAAUUACUUAGAAGUGUUUCCUAUAAUAAAUACUUAUAAACUCAUAAAUUUGAAAGUGAAUAAUUUAUAAUUGCAAUAAAGAAUGGCCUUUUUCCUUAUUUGGUAGGAGAUUAUGUUGCAUUACCAUUACAUGCAAGAAUAAAAGAUGUUAAAGCUGAAUUAUUUAGAUAAUAAAUUCUUAAGCCAUUUAUUAAUGAUACUUUUGUUAUAUAAGUUAAAAACCUACUAAAAGAAUAUAAUCUAGAAGAUUUAUAUAUUAAAGAUGUAGAAAGAAGAUUAAUUUUUCCAAAGAUAGAAUUAAAUAAUAUAGAAGAUAGUCAUUUUCCUAUUCAUUAUAUAUAUUCUUAUAUUCAAUGUAAGAAUACUCUCAUACCUUCUUAUGAUAUUAAAGCUUUGAUUAAAGUUAUUAAAAUAGAUCCAAUCAUUAAAGAAUCUGAUUCUACUAUUUUUGAAGACAAUGUAACUUAUCUAUCCAAAUUUGAAUAAAUAUAAGAUGAUAUAUAAUUAUUUUUAUGA
This is a messenger RNA of Paramecium pentaurelia, 1536 nucleotides long. NCBI's taxonomy places the organism in Eukaryota, Ciliophora, Oligohymenophorea, Peniculida, Parameciidae. The record is from the annotation of a GenBank genome assembly.